Molecule: messenger RNA, 906 nt
Organism: Prosopis cineraria
Lineage: Eukaryota; Viridiplantae; Streptophyta; Magnoliopsida; Fabales; Fabaceae
Product: MLP-like protein 28
Exons: 5
Coding region: 1-906 (301 amino acids)
Biological process (GO): defense response
Source: RefSeq, a predicted model, not a curated record
AUGGUAGUGGUCGUUGGGAUUAUUGCUAACAACGGUGGCUACGUGAUCGACAAUAUUGAAGAUGGCAAGACCUGCGAGGCCAAGACUGUCAUUGAAGGCAUAGACGCAGCAAAGAAGUCAAUAACUUUCAGAAUAAUAGAAGGCGAUGUGCUUGAACAUUACAAGAGCUUCAGGGCCACGAUUCAAGGCAUUCCAAAUGAAAAGGGAAGUGUGGCCCACCGGAUCUUUGAAUAUGAGAAGGUGCACGCACAAAUUCCAGAUCCUCACUCUCUGAUGCAGCCUGCAUCAGAGAUAAGCCGAGACAUUAAUGCCCAACUUUCACAAGGACAGGGCCACGAGGAUCAGUUAUCUGGGAAGGUCGAAGUUGAUGUUCACAUUGAUGCUUCUGCGGACAAAUUUAAUGAAAUUCUGAGCAGCAGGCCACACCACAUUCCCAAUAUUUCUCCUGGCAACAUUCAAAAUGCUAUUGUUGAAGGAAGCUGGGGAAAGGUCGGUUCUGUCAUUGUCUGGCAUUACAUCCAUGAUAAGCACUUAACUUCUUCAUGCAAAUGCAUAGGGAGCAAGAUCGAAGAAUAUGGAUCGGAGGUGAUUCGUGCCAUAGAUGGGAACAAGAACUUGAUCACUUUGAGAGCUGUGGAGGGAGAUACCAUGAAGGAUUUCAAGAGCAUGGACAUAACUCUGCAGGCAACUCCAAAGGAUAAAGGGAGUGUGGUGCGCGUUACGCUUGAAUAUGAAAGGCUGAAAGGUCACGUUCCUGAUCCUCACACUCUCACACAGUUGCGGAUAUUGCCAAAGACCUGGCUCAUUCAGAAGUUGUAUGCAAUGCUUGUGGUGCUUUGUUCUUAUGUAUCGCCAUCAGCUUCUGUUCUUAUGUGUGAUGUAAGGCUUGAGAUUAUUCAUGUUUGA